AUGGCAGCGCCUUUUUCGGUGGUGCGUGCCGGGGCCCAUGCGGGCGCCGCCGGUGCGUACGUGCACUGCUCGGGCGAUGGCCCAGCGCAUGCGUCGGAUGCGGGUGAGCGUGUGCCGGACGAUGCGCUGUACGAGGAGCAGGACAGCGGAUCGCUGGUUGCGAUGCCCGGCCAGGCCGUGGCGUCGAGCACGCUGUACAUGCGCGGCCACGGCUGCUACAUUGACCCUACGUACAGCGAGAUUGUGUCGCUGCUGAGCGGUUCGGUGGACCGUGUGAACAAGCUGAUUAGCGUGCGCCCGGUGCGCACGCGCUACCGCCCCGAGGUCGGCGACCUGGUCGUGGGCCGCAUCACCGAGGUGCAGGCGCGGCGGUGGAAGGUGGAUAUCGGGAGCAAGACGGAUGCGUCGCUGCUCCUCUCGUCGAUCAACCUGCCGGGUGGUGUGCAGCGCAAAAAGCUCGAGUCGGACGAGCUGCAGAUGCGCGCCUUUUUCCAGGAAGGCGAUCUGCUCGUUGCCGAGGUCCAGUCCCUCUUUCAGGACGGGAGUGUAGGCCUGCAUACGCGCUCGCUGCGGUACGGCAAGCUGCGCAACGGUGCGCUGGUCUCGGUGCCGCCGGUGCUCGUGCGGCGGCACAAGAGCCACUUUUUGACCCUGGCGCAGCUCCACGACGGCGCCGUGGACCUGGUGCUGGGCUUGAAUGGCCUGAUCUGGGUCGCAAAGCACAUCCCCUUUGACGUGACCAAGGCGGAAGGCGAGGGCGAGGUCACCGAGAUCGUCGGCCCCAAUGGCCGCGGGGUUGCGAUGGACGUCGACGGCGUCUACAGCGAUGUGAACGAGACGAUUCCCCCCAGCACCCGAAGUGCCAUCUCGCUCGUAUGCUUUGUCCUGACCAUCCUCGCGCACUACUCGCUGCCGGUCACCGAGGCGGCGAUCGAGCAGGGCUGCGCGCUCGUCGAGGCGAGCGAUACACCGUGCGACGCGACGUCGGCAGCGGGCCGGCGCCUCGCGGAGCAAAUCGCUCUUGGCCUGCAGUAG
Malassezia japonica is the source of this 1035-nucleotide messenger RNA. RefSeq names its product Exosome complex component rrp4 (gene rrp4). Gene Ontology annotation, molecular function: RNA binding. The transcript has a single exon. Gene Ontology annotation, biological process: U4 snRNA 3'-end processing; poly(A)-dependent snoRNA 3'-end processing; nuclear polyadenylation-dependent rRNA catabolic process. Bases 1 to 1035 code for a protein of 344 amino acids. Lineage: Eukaryota; Fungi; Basidiomycota; Malasseziomycetes; Malasseziales; Malasseziaceae. The record is from RefSeq and is a predicted model, not a curated record. Gene Ontology annotation, cellular component: nuclear exosome (RNase complex); cytoplasmic exosome (RNase complex).